AUGUCCUCCUCCUUCAACGCACGCGCCGUCCAAGGUGCCAUCUACGCUGAUGGAGCAUACGGCCGUCUACCCCGCGUUCCCGUCGAGCCCGACCUCCUCGCCGCCAAGGCAGAAAAGCACCUCACCCCAGAAGCAUGGUGGUAUGUCGCGGGUUCCGCUGGCCAGCAACGCACCGCCAAGGCCAACACGGCUGCCUUUGAUCGCUACCCGAUCGUCCCCCGCAUGCUCCGGGAUGUCAAGAACCGCUCACUCGGGGUCGAGCUGUUCGGCCAUUCGUACUCGUCGCCCCUUCUCUUCGCGCCUAUCGGUGUGCUGGAGAUGGCGCAUCCUCAAGCCGAACGUGCGGUGGGCCGCGCGGCGAAGGCGCUCAACAUCCCAAUGGUCCUCUCAACGCAGGGGUCCACGCCCAUGGAGGUCACCUCUGCCGAGCUUGGCGAAUCACCCAUGUGGUACCAGCUCUACUGGUCCAACAACGACGAAUUUGCGCGGUCGCUCGUCCAGAGGGCUGAGAAGUGUGGGGCCCACGCCAUUGUCGUCACUCUUGACACUCACUGCAUGGGUUGGCGCGUCAAGGACCUGGACCUUGGCUUCCUUCCCUUUGCACGCGGCAUGGGUAUCGCGCAGUACACGUCUGACCCCGUGUUCACCGACCUGGUCAACGACCGUAUCAAGAACAAAGUCGCUUCGGCCCUGCCCAAGCAAAGCCCCACGCUCGGUGCCAUCUGGACGCUUGCAAGCAUCAUCGGUCACUACCCUGGUCGCCUCGUCGACAAGCUCUUCUCGGGCCAACCCCGUGCGGCUGUGGACACCUUCCUGGACACCUUCCCUUGCCCAAGCCUGACGUGGGCAGACAUUGCCAAGCUCCGCGCUUGGACCACCCUUCCCAUCGUGCUCAAGGGUAUCCAGCACCCAGCCGACGCCCUGCUCGCCCUCGAGCACGGAGUGGACGGUAUCAGCGUCUCCAAUCACGGUGGACGCCAGGUGGACGGCGCAAUUGCCUCUCUGGACGCGUUAGAUGCCAUCGCGCGUGUUGUGAAGGGCAAGGUGCCGAUCAUCUUCGACUCAGGCAUCCGCAGUGGCGCAGACGUGUUCAAGGCCCUCGCGCUCGGUGCUGACGCGGUCAUGGUGGGACGUCCAUGGCUGUUUGGCCUGGCAAUUGACGGUGCCGACGGCGCAAAGGCCGUCAUGGAGCGGAUCCUGGCAGAGCUAGACUUCACAAUGUCGCUGUCGGGCGUGUCGAGUGUCAAGGCGAUUGGAAGGGAGUGUGUCGUGGUUCCCAAGGAGCCCGUGUUGGCGCUUCCCGCGGAGAAGAAGGACGAAGAGUAG
Molecule: messenger RNA, 1326 nt
Organism: Apiotrichum porosum
Lineage: Eukaryota; Fungi; Basidiomycota; Tremellomycetes; Trichosporonales; Trichosporonaceae
Exons: 1
Coding region: 1-1326 (441 amino acids)
Molecular function (GO): FMN binding; oxidoreductase activity
Source: RefSeq, a predicted model, not a curated record